AUGGAUGCUCACGAUCUGUUUCGCCGGCUCGGCGCGGGUGCCAAAUUCGACUUGAGACGCUUCUCGGCGGACGCAGCUCGAUUCCAGAUAGGAAAAAGGAAAUAUGACUUUGAUUCCUCGGAGGUGCUACAGGGACUGGACUUUUUUGGAAACAAAAAGUCUGUCCCAGGUGAUUGUGGAACAUUAAGAACUCAUCAGGAGCUACAAGAUGAAGAGAAAAAAGAAGAGAGCCAAAUUGAAAGCAAGAGGGAGCAGAACAGGAAAAAGAAGAAGAAGAUGACUUCAGAAAUUACUUCUCAAGAAGAAGUUUCUACUAUAGAGUGGAUAUCAUCUGUGGAAGCAAAGAUUGAAGAUAAAAACGUUAAAAGAGAAAAUAAACUAACCUCAGGAAAGUUAGAGCAGCUAAGAAAAGAAAAGCUCAACUUCUUCCGGAAUAAACAUAAAAUUUAUGUCCAAGGAACUGAUCUUCCUGACCCAAUUGCUACAUUUCAGCAACUUGACCAGGAAUAUAAAAUCAAUUCUCGACUGCUUCAGAACAUUCUAGAUGCAGGCUUCCAGAUCCCUACACCAAUCCAAAUGCAAGCCAUUCCAGUUAUGCUGCAUGGUCGAGAACUGCUGGCUUCUGCUCCUACUGGAUCUGGAAAGACUUUGGCUUUUAGCGUUCCUGUUUUAAUGCACCUGAAACAACCCACAAAUAAAGGCUUCAGAGCCCUGGUUGUAUCACCAACACGAGAACUUGCCAGCCAGAUUCACCGAGAGUUAGUAAAACUAUCUGAGGGAACAGGAUUCAGGAUACACAUGAUCCACAAAGCAGCAGUUGCAGCCAAGAAAUUUGGACCUAAAUCAUCUAAGAAAUUUGAUAUUCUUGUGACUACUCCAAAUCGAUUAAUCUAUUUAUUAAAACAAGAUCCUCCAGGAAUAGACUUAACAAGUGUUGAAUGGCUGGUAGUAGAUGAAUCAGAUAAACUGUUUGAAGAUGGCAAAACUGGAUUCAGAGACCAGCUGGCUUCCAUUUUCUUGGCCUGUACCUCCCACAAGGUGAAGAGAGCUAUGUUCAGUGCAACUUUUGCCUAUGAUGUUGAACAGUGGUGCAAACUGAACUUGGACAACGUCAUUACUGUAUCCAUUGGAGCAAGGAAUUCUGCAGUAGAGACGGUAGAACAAGAGCUUCUCUUUGUUGGUUCAGAGACUGGAAAACUACUGGCCAUGAGAGAACUUGUUAAAAAGGGUUUCAAUCCACCUGUUCUUGUUUUUGUUCAGUCCAUUGAAAGGGCUAAAGAACUUUUUCAUGAGCUCAUAUAUGAAGGUAUUAACGUGGAUGUUAUUCAUGCAGACAGAACACAGCAACAGAGAGAUAACACAGUCCACAGCUUCAGAGCAGGAAAAAUCUGGGUUCUUAUUUGUACAGCCUUGCUGGCCAGAGGGAUCGAUUUUAAAGGUGUGAACUUGGUUAUCAACUAUGACUUUCCAACCAGCUCAGUGGAAUAUAUUCACAGGAUAGGUCGAACUGGGAGAGCUGGGCGUAAAGGAAAAGCUGUUACAUUUUUCACUGAAGAUGAUAAACCAUUAUUAAGAAGUGUUGCCAGUGUUAUCCAGCAAGCUGGAUGCCCUGUCCCAGAAUACAUAAAAGGUUUCCAGAAACUACUAAGUAAACAAAAGAAAAAGAUGAUUAAGAAGCCCUUGGAAAGGGAGAGCAUUAGUACAACUCCAAAAUAUUUUUUAGAAAAAGCUAAGGAUAAACGGAAAAAGGUCACUGGUCAGAACAGCAAGAAGAAAGAAGCUCCUGAGGACAAAAGUUAA
Messenger RNA from Rangifer tarandus platyrhynchus (Svalbard reindeer), 1800 nucleotides. Lineage: Eukaryota; Metazoa; Chordata; Mammalia; Artiodactyla; Cervidae. The record is from the annotation of a GenBank genome assembly.